Messenger RNA from Erinaceus europaeus (western European hedgehog), 1119 nucleotides. RefSeq names its product UDP-glucuronosyltransferase 1-6-like. Bases 5 to 898 code for a protein of 297 amino acids. The record is from RefSeq and is a predicted model, not a curated record. Gene Ontology annotation, molecular function: UDP-glycosyltransferase activity. NCBI's taxonomy places the organism in Eukaryota, Metazoa, Chordata, Mammalia, Eulipotyphla, Erinaceidae. The transcript has a single exon.
UAAGAUGACCUGCCUUUGGAGAACAUUCCAGAAAGUCUCUGUUGGGCUUCUCUUCUUGGGGCUCUGUGGCAUAGCUGCAGGUGGCAGAGUGUUGGUGGUCCCUUUUGAUGGAAGCCACUGGCUCAGCUUGAAGAACAUCGUGGAGACUCUCAGUCAGAGGGGUCAUGAGAUUGUGGUGCUGGUCCCAGAAGUCAACCUGCUUCCCAAAGACUCCAGAUACUACACAACAAAAAUCUACCCAGUGCCCUAUGACGAGGAGGAACUGAAGUCUCGCUUCCAUGCCUUUGGAGUCAGCCCCUUUAUUGAGAGAUCAUUCCUCAGUGGUCUUUUCUUAGAGAUGAAGCUUUUCACAGAUUUAACUGACUUAUAUCACCUCAACUGUCAAGGUCUUUUAAAGGAUUCUAACACCAUGAACUUCCUCAAGGAGAGUAAGUUCGAUGCUGUGUUUGCAGACCCAGCCAUAGCAUGUUCUGUGAUCCUGGCUGAGUAUCUCAGUCUGCCCCCCAUCUACCUCUUCAGAAGCUUCCCUGGUUUUGCAGAGCAGUACUGUAUGAAAAGCCCACAGCCUGUGUCCUAUGUUCCCAGGAGCUACACUCAGUUCUCAGAUAAGAUGACCUUCCCCCAAAGGGUGGUCAAUAUCCUCCUUAGUUUUCUUGAGCCCUUUGUAUCCUACAUGUCAGAUUCAAUGUACCAAGAAUUGAUUUCAGAUGCCCUUAAGAGAGACGUGAGCUUAUCCUCCUUAUAUGGGAAGGGCUCCCUGUGGCUGCUGAGGUAUGACUUUGUGUUUGAGUACCCCAGACCCGUCAUGCCCAACAUGGUGUUCAUUGGAGGAGCCAACUGUCAGAAGCAGGGAGUCCUCUCUCAGGUUGGUGGUUUCAAUUUCUUUUGGUUAUCUUGAUUAAUUGUUUUACACAUUUCUUAGAUGUCUGACUUUGUUUACACAUUGAUAAUUUUUCUUUUCUUUUUUUUAAAUUUCCUUAUUUGGGAAUUAAUGUUUUACAUUCAACAGUAAAUACAACAGUUUGUACAUGCAUAACAUUUCCCAGUUUUCCAUAUAACAAUACAACCCCCACUAGGUCCUCUGUCAUCCUUCAUUGAUCAUUUUUCAACCAGUCACUG